CCAGUCCAAUAAAACUGGGCCAAGCAGCGAGUUUCCGAUUUUACCCCGACUGCAAUCCCUUUCCCUGUUUGCUUAGUCUGUUAUCCUUUUCUCUUUGCUAUUUUCUCAUUUUGUAAGCCCGGUAUGAUCGUGAACGACGGCGAGGGCGCUACCCUCGUGACCACAAGGAAGUGAAGGACGAGGAAGAGUUCGAGAAGCCUGAGACGAUCUCGACCAGUCUUCCACCGAUAAACAGGAGUUGCAGAUGGUUCUGACCAUCAUUAGAGAUGGCUUGAAGAGCGACUGCAAAAGUUGGACUUAGGAACAUCAUGAAGGACAAAAAGCAGAACCCAGCAGGGCUUGCUCAACUCAUAAUUGUGGGUCAGCAAGAUGAUCGGGUAGAGCCCGCUCAGGAAAGUUCUACACUGUCGGUGUUUGUGAAUUCCGAACCAAUGAGGGAGGAACAAGUGCAAAAUGUUGUGAAAUUCCUUUCACACCCGAAAGUUAGGGGCUCUCUCUUGUUGUUUACAGGCGGUCUUUUUUCGAGAAGAAGGGUCUCACAAAAGAAGAGAUUGACGAAGCGUUUCGGCGUGUGCCUGACCCAACUGGUAUUCGGGAUUUGAAUUGAGUUUUUGUGUGCAUCAUGUGGAGUUUCAUGUUCAGGUGCACACUUGUGUAUAUCAUUGAGCCAUUUAGGCAAUUCAUUAGGUUUAAGAGAGAAAUCAAUUUCAUGGAGUCGAAAUGUGAAAACCCAUUUUAUACAUUUUUGUAGAACAUGUUUUAGUCUGACCUUGAUUCAGGUAGCAGGUUGACUAAAGAGUCAUCAACCAUUCAUGUGGGUAUGAAAUUUUGAUUAGGUUGAAGAUUUUGUACACCAUCUCAUAUUAAUAGGGAACAGAAUAUCGGUAGAAAUUGAAAGUUAAUCAGUUUUUUUUUUAAUGUCAAGUUCUUUGUCUUUGUUCAUAUUUCAUCUUGAAUAUGCAAAAUCUCUUAUAUCUUCCUUUUUC
Molecule: messenger RNA, 986 nt
Organism: Malus domestica (apple)
Lineage: Eukaryota; Viridiplantae; Streptophyta; Magnoliopsida; Rosales; Rosaceae
Source: RefSeq, a predicted model, not a curated record